This is a messenger RNA of Akanthomyces muscarius, 891 nucleotides long. RefSeq lists its product as uncharacterized. Gene Ontology annotation, cellular component: nucleus. The coding region runs from base 1 to 891 and encodes 296 amino acids. The record is from RefSeq and is a predicted model, not a curated record. NCBI's taxonomy places the organism in Eukaryota, Fungi, Ascomycota, Sordariomycetes, Hypocreales, Cordycipitaceae. The transcript has a single exon. Gene Ontology annotation, molecular function: DNA-binding transcription factor activity; protein dimerization activity.
AUGUCCGACCCUCUCGCGGAUCACCCGGACCUCUCUGCCCUCACCGGCUCCCCCGGCCAGAAGCGCAAGCGAGAGCACGAGAGUCCCGGGCAGCGUCACAAGCGCAUAGCGCCCCCAGCCAGCAUGACGGCCGCUGAUACGGCCGAUUUCAUCCAGAAUGCAAUCGAGGCCACCAAUGCUGCCGCCACAAACGGUGUCAACGUCGCCGACUUUAAUGCCCUGCAGCAGGCAACCCACGGUGACCACACCGACCACGCCGGCAAUGAUGCUACCACCACAGCGCAGGCCGCCCUCGGCAUGUAUCCCACUCUGCAUGUGCCUCCCUCGACCGAGGAGCAGUUCGCCGCCCAGACUAGCGACAAUGGCGACCAGCCGCACGAUCAUCAUGCCUUUCCUCCAGACAUGACGCACGACAUGAUGGACCCAGUCGCCCACCAGCCCCAGAACGGGGUCCAGCAGCAACAGCAGCGCCACUACUCUGCAUCGUCACAGGGAGGCAACCCCAAGCCGCCUGUGGGAUCCGACGAGUGGCACAAGCUGCGCAAGGAUAAUCACAAGGAGGUCGAGCGCCGUCGCCGCGAGACCAUCAACGAGGGCAUCAACGAGCUGGCCAAGAUUGUCCCCGGCUGCGAGAAGAACAAGGGGUCCAUCCUGCAGCGCGCCGUCAGCUUCAUAUCCCAGCUCAAGGAGAAUGAGCAGCAAAACAUUGAAAAGUGGACGCUCGAGAAGCUGCUUACGGAGCAGGCCAUCACGGAGCUAAGCCAGUCCAAUGACAAGCUCAAGCAGGAGUGCGAGCGCCUGUACCGCGAGCUCGAGACGUGGAAGCGCGUCGCCCAGAAUGCAGGCCUCGAGCCGCCGCAGCCCAAAGAGGAGCCCAGCGUCACGGGCUAG